AUAAGGCAGUUUAAUAGCCCUUGACUACACGUGUCGCUGUAUCAACUCUAAGCACGCCUCCUAAAAAUCCAAACUGCGAGAGAUCUCUUGAAAAUUAAAAAAAAUGGUUUCACAUCAGAGGCUUCACAUUUCACAACAAAUAAAUGAAAUAAUUAUCCUUCAACUACUGGUAAUACAACACAUUUCAAUAUCGGUAUUGAAACGUUUAUCUCUCGCUCGAUUAUGGACCGGCAGGCUUCAACAACUGCUUUCUAGUUUCCCUUUGUUUCGUACACGCAUCAAUGACAAUCUAGCACAGUUUGAAAUCAUUGGUAGCUGUACGGUAGUUAAGCUAUUUUUGUUAAUCUUGAGAGCAUAUGAAUGUCCAACUUUCAACACAGAUGGUUUUGACCUUCUAAUGUACUGUGCCAACUGUUGCCAUGUUUGGACUCAGUCUGUACAGUAUAAUCUCAAAGAAAUGAGAAGUAUGGGAUACGUCACACGCUUGGAAUGAAUUAAUUAAUGCAUUGUAAUUCGAUACCGAUUAGAAAUUACAUUGUGAUUGUGUGUUUGCAUAUGCAUGCUCUUGGUCUGUUUUGUCUUGACAUUGGAGUUGACACAAACAAAGACCGUAUAGUCUGUUCGCGACUUCCAUACUCUCUAAAAACAUUCUUAAUUGUGGUGUAUAACAUUCAUUGGAACAUGUCUAAAGCAAACGUUUUACGCGAACAGCGCAUGGAGAUGUCAAAUACUUUUGUUGCAAUUCGACGGAAAAUUUCAGACGCCCAAGUGGCCAUUCGCAACCUCAACGUGAAAUCGAAAGACUUGGAAGAGCAGAAGGCAGAAGCUGAUCAGCGUCACGACGAGGCACGUGCGAAAUGUUUGGAUUUGAGGAACAGAAUAGCAGACACAGAACGGGAUUUGUCUGAUGCUGAGAAUCAAAUUCCUCUGGCUAAGUCCAAAAUGCACGAGCUCGAGAGCAUGCAUGGCGAAAAUAAACACUUUGAGAAGGUUUUGGAGCGAACACGAAAGGAGGUUACCGAUCUGGAGAAACGUAAAGACGACGUUCAUACGCUAGCGAAGGAGAAGGCCGAGGAUUGUUGGCAGGCAAAGCAGAAGCUGCAUAAAUUAGAGCUGCGCGUUGAAGAAGUCGAUAAGAGAAUGGAGUUCUGUGUGCGUCGAAUUAUUGUGGCCCAAGAGAAAAUUUCUGCUGUUGACGCUCAGAGUACUACAGUGAGCAAGAACUAUAAGGAGUUGAGCAAAAACGAGAUGGAAAACAAGUUUUACGAAAAGCAAUUGAUGGUUAGCCAAGCGAAGGAGAGGCGCAAGACGUCCGAGGAAAAAGCAAUGCAGUUAUCUUGGAAAGUCGAAGAACUCGAAGAGCAACUGAAAAUGUAUCACAAUAAAAUGCGAGAAAUGUUCAGUGGACAACGAGAAUUAGCUUCGUCAAAACUGCUUUAGAGAUUUUAUAUAUUGUAUUAAUAGUGCACGCGGGUAACUCGGAGGCCGUGACAGGCCAGAACUGGCCAGUGUAAGGAACACAUGUCUCUGACUGUGCAAUAACGGAAAUUGACUUUGUGAACAGAACAGCAGGAAAGCUAUAUAGAUAGUAAGGAUAUAUUUUUUAUGUACACAUUGUAGUUAGAAAUACAGAAUUAUAUUUUCUUUGGCG
Molecule: messenger RNA, 1651 nt
Organism: Paramuricea clavata
Lineage: Eukaryota; Metazoa; Cnidaria; Anthozoa; Malacalcyonacea; Plexauridae
Source: the annotation of a GenBank genome assembly